This is a messenger RNA of Panthera uncia (snow leopard), 5396 nucleotides long. It is a transcript of the gene BIN3, whose product is annotated as bridging integrator 3. Gene Ontology annotation, molecular function: lipid binding; protein binding. Bases 4034 to 4663 code for a protein of 209 amino acids. Gene Ontology annotation, cellular component: cytoplasm; actin cortical patch. Lineage: Eukaryota; Metazoa; Chordata; Mammalia; Carnivora; Felidae. Gene Ontology annotation, biological process: endocytosis; actin cortical patch localization; plasma membrane tubulation. The record is from RefSeq and is a predicted model, not a curated record. The transcript is spliced from 9 exons.
GAGGCCGGGACAGCACAGCCGCUGGAGCCCCAGGCCCGCCGUGCGCCUUGCCCGCGCCCACCUGAGUCCCUUCGCCCCCGCUGCCUGCCUUGCCCACACGGACCCUCCACCCAGGGUCGUUCGAGGGCCCUUCCUCCGGUGCUUUCCCGGAGGCUCCGUCUGUCGGCAGGACUCACCGGGAUAUGGGGCGGGGGAUCUCCUUGGCCUGGAAUCCUGCGUCUGUUUCCUGACUCUUUCUCUUCCAAGCUCGUCCCGUCUUUUCCCAGCUGCUUGAAGUGAGGAACUUUCCUGUCUCCUCCUCUUGUAAAUAUCCGCUGAGGUGGAGUAAAUGCCUUCUUUCUCCCUGUGGGCAUCUUUUCACCGCUCCCGCGGCCCCAGAGCUGUAGCCCUCACUGGCAGUCUGGGCCCAGUUCACUGAUCAAAAAGCCACUCGCUUUCAGAUGACUAGCCUUUGCACCACUUGACAGUCUUCAAAGGACAAAACUUGCUUCUCUUUUGGAAAGGUCCAGAAUUGAACACCCACACCCACACUCCCAGUGUGGGAUUGGACUAGUUUUAAUCAUUUCCAGGGCCAUUACCCACUCACUGCUUUCUCUUGAAAAUAGCGGUUGGUAAGCUUAAACAUUAUGGGGACUAGCAGGCCAUGAGAAAAGACGCUAGGAGUCUCAGAGAUGUAGAGUCACGACUCCAGAGUUGGAAGGUACGUUGCUAUAUGUGCUAGGUUCAUGGUAGAUACUUCAUAAUAUUUAAUGGUUGAUUUAUUUUGUAAGACUCAGUUUGCCCAAAGGGCCUUACCUUCAGGCCCAAGGACCUGCAUAUCCAUAAUGCGAAACCUCAGAGGAUCCAGCCGUAGUUUGCUUGUCUGAAUACAUUGACCCCACCCCCCCGGGGAUGUACAAGAUGAAUCAAACCUUUUGGAAUCCAAGAUCCAUUAGCAUUGGGAACAUGUUUGCCACUCUGUCCUCAUAGUCUAGCUGUUUCUUUUCACAAAGUAAAUGUGUGAUAACUAGUCAUGAAUGAAUGAAGAUAGUAGAGUAUCCUUCAGGAAGGCUCUUAAUGGGCUCACAUUUGACCAUUAGUGGAGACUAAGCUCUGGCGACAAGCAGCUAAUGUCAGUCAGUGUUCAGGACAAUUCUGUAAUACAAAAUUUAAACCAUUUCUGUCCCCUCCUCCCUCCUGUUUCUUAGACAAAGAUUGAUGGACAAACGUUAGACAGUUGGUGCCUGCACACGAGGGCAGCCUGGAGCAGUGCCCUAAUAAGCCCCAGUAGGAACUGCUCCUUUUCCCUCCACCUUAGCUCCAGGAGGCCGAUACGGGGCCAGAGCCUUGAAAGUUAGCUAACUUUCCCAUCUUGUUAUAACCUAGUUAACAAUGGGCAAAGUAGCAAUCCUUCAGUUCCCUUUCCUAGAGGAAUUACUUCCUUAAAAUGUCAGCCUGGGUCUCCCAGCCUUGUGAUACAGAUGUCCUCUUGCCUGCUGCACCUUGAAUCGUUGGAGUUCUCUUGCUUAAUUUUUCAAGGUAAGAAAGCAGGAAGUUCAGAUGUUUUAUAUUGCUUACAUUGGCAUUUACAAAUUUAAAAAUAAAUUGACCUUUUCUUCACAAAUCGGGAGGAGAACAGAGCCCAGACCAGAGUAGAAUAUUCUCUUGGUGAUCUGAGGCAUGCUGUUCCCACCCAUCUUGAAGAAGCUUUUUUCUGAAAAAGUAGUAGCCUAUUUCCUGAGGUCUGUCAGGCUGCAGAGAAUUGAAAUUGACAACUAACUGUUCAGCAAAAGCUGCGAUUUUUAUCCUGUAGAAUUAACUUAUUAGUACAUGUGCAGCUUGGCACCUCUUUGGACUGAGGGUCAGAACCAAAAGGGCGGCUUUGUCCCUCAAAGCUGAGAUUCCUUUUUCUUCUUCUUUAGAGGGCGACUACGUCAUCUCUUACGUGGACCCUGACCCUAUCUCCCUGAGAGGGGAACAGCACCGGCGCCUGGGCACACAAUCACACUCAGUUCCUGGCUCAAUGGCUGGCAAAGGGACCAGGGCUGGGUCCUUCUGAUUCACUCCUGGAGUGGUUUUCCUGCUCCCAGAAUGAAUCCAUCCAUUCAUCCAAGACUGGAAUUCUCAGUGGGGGAAGAGACCAGAGUGACGUAGAGCCAUCAUGGGAGGCUGAUGCCCAAGGUCAAGUUCACCAAGCACAUGGGGUAUGCCAAGCCAUCAUUGAAUAAGGCCUAGGGGCACUCAGCCCCUGGUCCCCAGAGGGUAACCAUUGUUCUGGGCUAGGCCAGGCUUUCAAAAUGUCACAGUGAGAAAUGUCCAAUAUUGAUGCCCUUUGCACACUGUGGAUUUUGCAUCAAGAGUAAGAGGUCUUUGUUCCCCGCUUCCUCUGUGCAUGCAGCCCGCCCACCCCGUUUGUUUUGUGGGUACCUGCUGCCUUCCUGUUCAUCUACCCAUGCAUUCACCCACUGACCACCCACGUGUCUUUAAGCCAGGCUGUCCAGUGGUGUGCCCUGCGAGGAAGGAGGCAUUUUAUGUUCAUAUGUCAGAUCACUGAUUCACCAUUUGGGCUUAAGUCAGGUGCUUCCCUCUCCUCUCCUUCUGCUGGUCUCCUCUCUCUUCUUAUGUGUAUGUGUCUUUAUUAUUGUAUGGAGGGAGAAUUCAACAGAAUUAAGAAGAAUCUGGCUUAUUUACCUGGCUUCGCUGUCAUCAGGGGUUAUAGCCUUCCCUGGAACCACAUGCCUUGAUGCUCUUUGGGUUCAAGGUCAAGGAAAAAAGUAGUCCUGGAGGAAAUCUUCCUAUACUAGGGAUCCAGAGGUUUGACUCAGAAUGAAGGAAAUUAGAGUCAGUGCAGAUAAAUGUGGCUGGGAGGUAGAGGGCUGAGUUCAGGUUCUGGUUCCCUCCUUCACAGUGUGGCCUGGUCAGGCAUUUAACCUUCCUCGGUCUUGUUUUCUCCACCUCUGACAUGGAAUGGAUAAUCCAAGCUGACGCUGCCACCCAAGCCUGUUGUGAAAAAAAUGGAGACUAUGCAAAUAUGAUUGUUUUCUGACUCUUCUGGGCUCUUCUACCUCUGUCUGCCCCUUAAAUAUUGGUAUUCCUUGGGACCUGUCCCCCCCAUGUUCUCACCCUAUAUGCCCUCCCCAUCAUCUUCAGGAUAAAGGCCUGACUCUGGGCCGUAACUUAUAAGGCCUUUCUGGAUCUGGCUGUCCACAUUACUCCUGUGUCUCAGCUUUCCCCGGCCUCUCGUGCCUCUGCCCCUCUAUAUGCAUUGUUCCUCUGCCGCAAUGCCCUUUGCUCCCACCCCUCGCCGCCUCAUCCACCAGGCCAAGGUGCACUCAUUCUUCCAGAAUAACGGCAGGCUUUGCCUCUUCUGAGGGUCUCCCCUGAACAGCCCCCCACACCCCACUAAACUGAGCCGGGUCCCCUUGCUCUGACCCUCAUUAGCAUCUGGACUUGAAUCGUUGGUUUACUUGUCAGUGACCCCCUAGUCUGCAAGUUACUGAGAAAGGGACUGUGGCUUGGUCAUCACUAUAUCCCUAGUAGUAUUCCCAGCAAUCAGUGCAUGUUUACUGAAUGUAUGAAUGAGCACUUUUUUUUCCAUUUCCUGGCUUGCCUCAGCUCAGGAAAAGUUUUCAGAUAAAAAUGUGCAGAACCUAUAAGCCACUUCCUCAAAUGAAGAGCCUCUAAGCGUGCUGUUGUUAAAUCAAAGAGGGAAGAAGUGGCCUCAGCGCCUCCCUGAGGCUGUCUCUGAUUGUUCUCUCCUCUCUCCUCUCCACCCCCUCCCCAAACUAUCCUCUUCCGAACUUGCAUAGAACUCCUGUAGCACUUCCACAUCCUUCCAGGGACCAAAAACGUGUUCCUCUCCCACACAGACUCCAUGGCGGCAGGAUCUACAAGUUCUUCACGUUUGUGUAUGCGCACUGUUUGCACAUAGAUUCCUUUCAAGAUUGGGCAGCCUAAGAAACAGAUUGUCCCUAAAACAGUGGAGAGAGAUUUUGAAAGGGAGUAUGGAAAACUCCAGCAGCUGGAGGAGCAGACCAGGAGGCUGCAGAAGGACAUGAAGAAGGGCACCGAUGCUGAUCUGGCCUUAUCCAAAUCUGCUGUGAAGAUAUCCUUGGACUUGCUCUCCAAUCCCCUCUGCGAGCAAGACCAGGACUUCCUGAACAUGGUGACAGCCCUGGACACAGCCAUGAAGCGGAUGGACGCCUUCAACCAGGAGAAGGUGAACCAGAUCCAAAAGACCGUGAUUGAACCCUUAAAAAAGUUUAGCAGUGUCUUCCCGAGCCUCAACAUGGCGGUGAAGCGGCGGGAGCAGGCCUUGCAGGACUACAGAAGAUUGCAGGCCAAGGUGGAGAAGUACGAGGAGAAGGAGAAGACGGGGCCAGUGCUGGCCAAACUCCACCAGGCCCGAGAAGAGCUUCGGCCUGUGCGGGACGACUUUGAGGCCAAGAACAAGCAGCUCCUGGAUGAGAUGCCGCGGUUCUACAACAGCCGCCUGGACUACUUCCAGCCCAGCUUCGAGUCCCUGAUCCGAGCGCAGGUUGGGUACUACUCUGAAAUGCAGAAGAUCUUCGGAGACCUGACCCAGCAGCUCGACCAGCCUGGCCACACUGAUGAGCAGCGGGAGAGGGAGAAUGAGGCCAGACUGAGUGAGCUCAGAGCCCUCUCCAUUGUGGCUGAUGACUGAGUCCCCGCCACCGUUUCAGACUCCUGGGAUACAAGUCAACCUUUCUGGUCUUAGCCCUUGUUAAGCUUAGGCUCAGGCGACAGCCAGCAAAAGGCUCUCCCCCGAGAGAAGUAUGGGGACAGCAGUGGCCCCUGUUCUACCUCACCAGACCUCUGCAGUGAGCCUGGCACCAGGAGCCCCAAGCAGGCUGCUGCCUCCCCACCCAUAGCAAGAACUCAGACAGGUAAGCAGCACAGAAAAACUCCAAGGGCUUUGUUUCCAAAAGAACCGUCCAAAGGGCAGCCUGGCCUAGGACCUGAGCAAGCUUCCAGCCUUCAAAGGCACAGGCUCUGUCCGCUCACCUGAGGUCUUAGCCUUGCCUGCACGGUUGUGAUCUCACCUACCUCCAAAGAAAGACCCAUCCUUGGGAGUCCACCCACCCUCGUUGCCUUUCCCCUUCAGACUCUUCUUUUCUGGGAGAGGCCCAAGACACUGCCUCUCCUCUAGCCCAGACUCCCAGCAUGAUAAAAACUGGUUUCACCCACUUCUAUCCCUUAGGUCAAGUGCAGAGAAGAACCCCAAGCCUUGUAGGUUCCCUAGGAAACCAGACUCAGCUCAUGUAAAUAGGCUGUCAACCAACAAAAUGUCACAGCCUGAUUCACAGGCCUCAAAGCAAGAACAGUGGGUUUGUCUCACCUGAAUAUUUGGAAAUUUUAUUUUUUCAAGUAAAGUUUUCAAUAAAAUUGCCAGCUGU